UGAUCUAAUCAAUCAGAUCGGAUCAGAUAAGAUAAGAAAGCGCCUUGAUUAUGAGGCGCGAACAUAAGGAUCCCGAUGCGAUACUCCCUAUCGCAGGCGUCCCAUCGCUCUUCUGCUGUGCCGUUAACCAGCCGAUUUCGGGCAGCAUUGGUGGGAGGCCGAGGUCAACAUCCUGGCCAUUACCUACCUACCGGAUGCGGUUUUUUUCUCCAAAAUGAACAGGCUUGGGAUGUCGUGUGGAGCGGCGGGUCGAUGCUGGUUCUCUUUCUCUGCAGUUAAAUCGCAGGGUCGUCGCCGUCCGGUUAUUCGAACAGUUUCCCAGCGGCUCGCACCUUUGCCUUCUGCGCUUCCUCGCCCUCCCCAACCACGAUGGCGAUUCUAGACAAGCUGCGGCCCAAGCCAGCCCAAGGCGCCCGGGACGAAGAUCCUGAAGCUAUCGCGGUCGCCAGCCCGCCGACCGGGAACAGCGCUGGUGCUAACGUCGCGAAUGCGCCCGCUGAAAAACCCGAGGAUGCGCUUCCGAAUCAAGACACUCAACACGGUGUUCAGAAGAUCGAGGCCGUGACCUUAUCCUGGACCAAGGGGUCUCUGGCCGCGUUGCUGAUAAGCAUCUGGGUCAUUUUCCUCACCAAUGGAUUGCGUCUCGCUAUUCUCGCCAGCCUGACGCCCUACGUCACUAGCGAAUUCCAGUCCCAUUCGCUGCUCACGAUCAUCCGCGUUGUUGCCAACGCCAUGACCGCCGCGGUGUACAUCCCCAUGGCCAAGCUACUCGACGUCUGGGGCCGAGCUGAAGGCUUCCUCCUCAUGGUUGGCUCGGCCACCCUAGGUGUCAUUCUCAUGGCCACGUCCAACGGCCUCGCUACGUUUUGCGCCGCCCAGGUCUUCUACUCGAUUGGCUUCGCCGGCAUCAUCUACACCGUCGCCGUCCUCGCCGCGGAUGUGACCUCCCUGAGGAAUCGUGGCUUGGCCUUUGCCUUUACCUCGUCUCCUUACAUGAUCACUGCCUUCGCCGGAUCCAGGGCUGCCGAGGCCUUCUACUACAACGUAAACUGGCGGUGGGGUUUCGGCAGCUUCGCGAUUAUUGUGCCUGGCGUGACGAUCCCCCUGUUCGUCCUGUUGAAGUAUAACCUUCGCAAGGCCGAGAAGAGGGGUAUUUUCUUGGAGAAGGAGAGCAGCGGUCGGACGUUUUUACAAUCUGUGCGACAUGUUAUCAUCGAGUUUGACGCGCCCGGCGUUUUCCUGUUUGCCGGUGGCCUUACGGUAUUCUUAUUGCCAUUCACGCUCGCCACCUCCGCCCCCAACGGAUGGAGGACGGGCUACAUUAUUGGCAUGAUCAUCACCGGCUUCAUCGUCCUCGUCCUAUUUGCCUUGUACGAGGUCUACGUGGCGCCGGCACCGUUCCUGAAGAACAAGUUCCUUCUAGAUCGAACGGUGAUCGGAGCCUGUCUCAUCGACCUGACCUACCAAAUCUCGUACUACUGCUGGGCCAGCUACUUCACAUCCUUCUUGCAGGUCGUGAACAACCUUACCGUGGCUGAAGCCGGGUACGUCAACAGCACUUUCCAGAUCGUGUCCGGCGUCCUCUUGUUCAUCGUCGGCUUCUUGAUCUACCGGACCGGCCGCUUCAAGUGGCUUUUCUACUUCACAGUCCCGAUCUACACCAUGGGCCUGGGCCUGAUGAUCUACUUUCGCCGCCCCAACCAGCACAUCGGCUACCUCAUCAUGUGCGAGAUCUUCAUCUCCAUGGGCGGAAGCGUCUUCAUUCUGCUGGUGCAGUUGGCGGUCCUGGCCGCGGUCGACCAUCAACACGUUGCCGCCGUCCUCGCCCUUCUGUACGUCUCUGGCACUGUCGGCGGCGCCAUCGGCAGCACCAUCUCGGGGACCAUCUGGACCAACACUUUCUUGGGAGCCCUCCAGAACAACCUGCCGGCGUCCGCCCUGCCGGACGUGUUGCUCAUCUACAGAAGCUUACCGAAGCAGCUCUCCUACCCAGUCGGGAGUAUCGAGAGGCUCGCGAUCCAGGAGUCUUAUGGCUACGCACAAGCCAGGAUGCUUACUGCUGGCAUUGCCAUAUUCUCUCUCUCUUUUGGCUGGAUGUUCCUGAUCCGGAACUUGAACGUCUCCAAGAACACGGGGCAGACGAGAGGUAUCGUUUUCUAAGCACGCGACAGCGCUGUGCCGCAAGGGGCAGUCUAGCAAAAAGAGAGAAAAAAAAGCUUUGGUUUGGUUCUUGGGGAAAUGAGGGCCCUUCCUGAUCGGAAGGGCAUCCGUAGGUGGACAGUGACUUGGAGUGUGUGUUCUAGGCGGU
Molecule: messenger RNA, 2308 nt
Organism: Durotheca rogersii
Lineage: Eukaryota; Fungi; Ascomycota; Sordariomycetes; Xylariales; Xylariaceae
Product: putative transporter
Exons: 4
Coding region: 370-2160 (596 amino acids)
Biological process (GO): transmembrane transport
Molecular function (GO): transmembrane transporter activity
Source: RefSeq, a predicted model, not a curated record